This is a messenger RNA of Peronospora matthiolae, 1200 nucleotides long. The record is from the annotation of a GenBank genome assembly. NCBI's taxonomy places the organism in Eukaryota, Oomycota, Peronosporomycetes, Peronosporales, Peronosporaceae.
AUGGACAGAGAAACGGAGAAGAAGGAAGUGAAGGGGGCAACACGAGGCUGUACCAGGAAACGGCUGGACGAAUGGCCACGCGUGAUCCUGGCUUUCGCUUGCAACUCUCCACAGCAAUCUCAUGCUGAGCUCGGAGACUGGCAGCACCGAAAGAAAGCGGCAGAAUCGCUGUCAACCACAGAAGUCGUCAACGCUGAGAGACAAAUGGUGCGCGUGUGGCUCCGUCCGUGCGUGUCUGCCAUGACCGCACUCGGCCGUCGUGCCAGUCCGACUGCAGUGCUGCGGGUACAGACUUCACGCUCAUUGGCUGUUCACGACGAUUCGUGGCUUGUGAUUGGUGGCAUUCGAUCUAUGGGAACUACAAAAGGCAAAGACGAUGGCAAGAAAGAGUUCAAGAAAAAGUCAACGUUUGACAAGGUGGUAGUGGAAGACGAGGACCUGACGGAGCUGCCGGAUGAAAUCAAACAUCUGAGUCAGGAGCUGGACGAGGAGAUUCGUACGGUCGUCGAAGGUGAUGACGAGGACGAGGAGGAUGAAGACGCAGAUCUUAGUCCUACUGAGUGGGCCAGGAAGUUUGAGCGAGAGGUGGCUGAGUGGGACCAGGAGGAGAGAGGCUAUGAUGAGGAGGAUAUCGGGCAUGCCUCUGAGGCUACAGUUGUUGAGGACGACCGACUGUAUGUUGAGAUGCCCGGGUACGACGCGUCGCUGAGCCUUGCGGAGAGUCAGAUCGGAGUGAAUGAAGACGCAAACGUCCCGGAUCCGUUUCAGCAUUGGGACCAGGGCAUGGCUAUUUCCCCCGAAAUGUUGAACUGGAUGUUGCCGGCUGAGAAGAGGAAGCCGUUCAGGAAGGACAAGACUAAACCAUGGAAGUACUUUGUGGCGGCCAACCACCCUGAUGUGGUUGAGUUGGCGCUUGACGUGGAUUUGCUGCGUCUUUUUAUCUCGCCCACGGGACGCAUUCGUCCCCGCCGGUUCACUGGUCUGACUGCGAAGCAGCAGCGCAGGUUGGCACAGGCGAUCAAGAUUUCUCGUCAGCUCGCGCUGCUGCCGUACCUGUCGCGGUACCCCGAGCCUACUCCGGAGCAAUGGAAGACAAUUGACGAUGAGAUUAUCGCAGCUGCUGAACUUGAGGAAGACAAUGAUGACGGUGUGGACGACGACGACGAUGAGGACUUUGAUGAGGAUUUCGAGUAUGAUUAG